Messenger RNA from Daldinia vernicosa, 1115 nucleotides. RefSeq lists its product as uncharacterized. Gene Ontology annotation, biological process: regulation of transcription by RNA polymerase II. The transcript is spliced from 2 exons. Lineage: Eukaryota; Fungi; Ascomycota; Sordariomycetes; Xylariales; Hypoxylaceae. The coding region runs from base 23 to 226 and encodes 67 amino acids. Gene Ontology annotation, molecular function: zinc ion binding; DNA-binding transcription factor activity, RNA polymerase II-specific. The record is from RefSeq and is a predicted model, not a curated record.
CCGUCGUACUCGGCGCUCCGAUAUGGCUACAAGACGAAGUCAUCCGAAGUCUCGGAACGGUUGUAUCAUCUGUAAGCAGAGGAAAAUCAAGUGCGACGAAUCGCGUCCGACUUGUGCUAGCAAAUUGUCUUCGAUACGGCGCCAGCUGCAGCUUUACGCCCCCAAAAGCUGGUCCUCUUCCUGUUCGCCUGCCCAUCGAAGCCUUGUCUUCUCGAUCACCGGAUAAUACAAGCUCUCUAGGCACGGACUCGCAAACAACUUUUACUAAUCUUGGCAUCUUAGCCAACCCCAGCUCCACAAUAUCAACCCUGUCGGGACUCGACGAAUGUCGAGAAUUUGAACUAUUGCACCACUACUGCACCCUCACAGCCGAUUCACUGUCACAACGUCUAGAUAGAUGCCACAUCUGGAAAGUUGUCCUGCCGCAAGUUGGUUACCAAUAUAACUUUGUCAGACAUGGCGUUCUCGCCCUCUCAGCCAUACAUAAAGCGUAUUUGAACCCGAGCCAACGGCAGGUCUAUUUAAUUCUUGCAGCCCACUAUCAAACCCAAGGCUUAAGUGGAUUCAGAGCCAUACUGUCCCGCAUUACGUACAACAAUUGGAGAGCUGUAUUCUGCUUUGCUACUAUCGUGAUAGUUUAUGUCUACUCACUGCCAUUAAGGGCGGAUGAUAUGAGGCUUGAGAAUCCUAUUCACAACUUAUUGGAGCUGUUUACGGUUGUUCGGGGGCUGCGUGUUACUCUUGAACCGUUCAUUCAUUUAAUAGCAAAAACCGAAUUUGCACCAGUAGUUCAUGGCAUAUGGAUUCCUGAAGGAGAAGAAGAAAAAAGCUAUCUACGCAUCCGUUUCUUGGCCACUAGGUACAGUUUUGAUUAAUCUUGUAAUAGCGUCCCAUCUCUUGAGUAUACCAUGCUUCCUCCAGAUACAUUUUCCAUCCUAUCUUCUCUACGAUCGCUGCUCCAGGGAGAGUUACCUCUUUCUAAGACACAACACUACGACCGUGCUAUCGAUGGGCUAGAAACAUAUACUAAACUUGUAGCAUAUGGCGGCUCAUGUAUUGAGCCUGGUAUGGUAAUCUGGUGGUCAUGCAUACUCGACGAAACAAUUAUCAAAGAC